Messenger RNA from Pteropus alecto (black flying fox), 477 nucleotides. Its product is annotated as olfactory receptor 2M3-like. Gene Ontology annotation, molecular function: olfactory receptor activity. The annotation marks the transcript as partial. Gene Ontology annotation, cellular component: membrane. NCBI's taxonomy places the organism in Eukaryota, Metazoa, Chordata, Mammalia, Chiroptera, Pteropodidae. Gene Ontology annotation, biological process: G protein-coupled receptor signaling pathway. The record is from RefSeq and is a predicted model, not a curated record. The transcript has a single exon.
ACUGAUGGUAUAAUUGAAGUUGCAGUGGUAUUGUCCUUUUCAUAUUGUGCCCGAGAAAUACCUAGUUUUUUCUGUGACGUCCCUGCCCUACUCACUCUCUCAUGCACUAGCACCUUGCUAUUUGAAAGAACGAUGUUUAUCUGCUGUGUUGUCAUGCUUCUGCUCCCUAUAGCAGUCAUCAUAGCUUCCUAUGCUCGUGUUAUUCUGGCCAUCAUUCGCAUGGGGUCUGCAGAGGGUCGCCGCAAAGCUUUCACCACCUGCUCCUCCCACCUUAUGGUGGUAGGAAUGUACUUUGGAGCUGGCAUGUUCAUAUAUAUGAGGCCUGUUUCUGACCACUCCCCCACCCAGGACAAGAUGGUGUCCGCCUUCUACACCAUCCUCACUCCCAUGCUGAACCACCCCCUUUUUAGCCUUCGCAACAAGGAAGUGACCAGAGCAUUCAUGAAGGUUUUGGGGAAGGAAAAGCAUGCAGAAUAA